Molecule: messenger RNA, 5018 nt
Organism: Prionailurus viverrinus (fishing cat)
Lineage: Eukaryota; Metazoa; Chordata; Mammalia; Carnivora; Felidae
Gene: RRBP1
Product: ribosome binding protein 1
Exons: 24
Coding region: 285-4481 (1398 amino acids)
Biological process (GO): protein transport
Cellular component (GO): endoplasmic reticulum membrane
Source: RefSeq, a predicted model, not a curated record
GGGGAAGGCAGGAGGCGGCGAUCCCGGCGGAGGGGGCCGUUCGCCAGCUCCGAGGCAGAAAGUGCCACGACUCCACACGCGCGCACGCAGCCAGCGAGCGGCCGGAGCGGACGGCGGACGGGGCGGACGGCGUCGGGGUCGCGGUGCCUGCAGCUGCUUGGGGGCGGCUUCUCGGCGGAGGCUCAGCGGGCUUCUCUCCCGGUUCCGCGGCGGCGGCGGCGGCUCCUGCCCUUUCGCUCUCCCUCCCGCGUCUCCGGCUGCAGGUGAAAGGAAAGCAAGCCAGGAUGGAUAUUUACGACACUCAGACCUUGGGGGUUGUGGUCUUUGGUGGAUUCAUGGUCGUUUCUGCCAUCGGCAUCUUCCUGGUGUCCACCUUCUCCAUGAAGGAAACGUCAUAUGAAGAAGCCCUAGCCAACCAGCGCAAGGAGAUGGCGAAAACGCACCACCAGAAAGUGGAGAAGAAAAAGAAGGAGAAAACAGUGGAGAAGAAAGGAAAGACCAAGAAAAAGGAAGAGAAACCCAAUGGGAAGAUACCUGAUCACGAGCCAGCCCCCAACGUGACCAUCCUUCUCAAAGAUCCUGUGCGGGCACCUGCAGUGGCCGUGGCUCCAACCCCAGUCCAGCCCCCCGUGGUCAUUGCCCCUGUAGCCCCAGUACCAGCUGUGCCCCAAGAGAAGCUGGCCUCCUCCCCUAAGGACAAAAAGAAAAAGGAGAAAAAAGUGGCAAAGGUGGAACCAGCAGUUAGUUCUGUAGUGAAUUCUAUCCAAGUUCUUACCUCCAAGGCUGCCAUCUUGGAAACUGCUCCCAAAGAGGUGCCUAUGGUGGUUGUGCCCCCAGUGGGUGCCAAGGCCAGUACCCCAGCCACUGGCACUGCACAAGGCAAAAAGGCAGAGGGAGCCCAGAAUCAGAACAAAAAGGCAGAGGGAGUCCAGAACCAAAACAAAAAGGCAGAGGGAACCCCCAACCAGGGCAAAAAAGCAGAGGGGGCUCCCAACCAGGGCAAAAAGGCAGAGGGAGCCCAGAAUCAGGGCAAAAAGGUAGAAGUGGUCCCGAACCAGGGCAAAAAGGCAGAAGGGGCCCAGAAUCAGGGCAAAAAGGCAGAAGGGACCCAGAAUCAGGGCAAAAAGGCAGAAGGGGCCCAGAAUCAGAGCAAAAAGGCAGAAGGGGCCCAGAAUCAGAGUAAAAAGGGAGAAGGAACCCCAAACCAAGGCAAAAAGACAGACGGGGUCCCCAACCAGGGCAAAAAGACAGACGGGGCCCCCAACCAGGGCAAAAAGGCAGAGGGAGCUUCCAACCAGGGCAAAAAAGUAGAAGGGACCCAUAAUCAGGGCAAAAAGGCAGAGGGGGCACAGAAUCAGGGCAAAAAAGCAGAGGGGGUCUCAAACCAGGGUAAAAAAGAGGAGGGGACCCCAAACCAGAGUAAAAAGGCAGACGGGAGCCCCAAUCAGGGGAAAAAGGUGGAAGUGGUUCAGAACCAGAGCAAAAAGUUAGAGGGGACCCCCAACCAGGGCAAAAAGGCAGAGGGGGCCCAGAACCAGGGCAAAAAAGUAGAGGGGGCCCAGAACCAGGGCAAAAAGGCAGAGGGGGCCCAGAACCAGGGCAAAAAGGUGGAGGGAGCCCCCAACCAGGGCAAAAAGGAGGGAACCCCAAACCAGGGUAAAAAGGCUGAGGGUGCCCCCAACCAGGGCAAAAAGACAGAGGGGACCCCCAACCAGGGCAAAAAGGCAGAGGGGGCUCCCAACCAGGGCAAAAAGGCAGAGGGGGCUCCCAACCAGGGCAAAAAGGCAGAGGGGGCCCAGAAUCAGGGCAAAAAGGCUGAGGGGGCCCAGAAUCAGGGCAAAAAGGCAGAGGGGGCCCAGAAUCAGGGUAAAAAGGCAGAUUCAGUUGCUAGUCAGGGCACAAAGGCAGAGGCUGUUGCAAGCCAGGGGAAAAAAGCAGAGGGGGCCCCCAAUCAAGGCAAAAAGGCAGAGGGAACCCCGACCCAGGGCAAAAAGUCAGAAGGGUCCCCCAACCAGGGCAAAAAGGCGGAUACAUCUGCCAAUCAGGGUAAAAGGACAGAGUCAGCUCCUAUCCAAGGCAAAAAUGCAGAUAUGGUCCAGAGCCAAGAGGCACCAAAGCAAGAGGCUCCUGCAAAGAAGAAGUCUGGUUCAAAGAAGAAAGGUGAGCCUGCGCCCCCGGACUCCGACAGUCCUCUCUACCUCCCUUACAACACUCUGGUCUCCACGGUCGGAAGCAUGGUAUUCAACGAGGGUGAGGCCCAGCGGCUCAUUGAGAUCCUGUCCGAGAAGGCUGGAGUCAUCCAGGACACCUGGCAUAAGGCCACUCAGAAGGGCGACCCUGUGGCAAUUCUGAAACGCCAGCUGGAAGAGAAGGAAAAGCUGCUGGCCACAGAGCAGGAAGAUGCAGCUGCCGCCAAGAGCAAACUGAGGGAGCUCAAUAAGGAGCUGGCAGCAGAAAAGGCUAAGGCAGCAGCCGGGGAGGCCAAGGUGAAGAAGCAGCUUGUGGCCCGGGAGCAGGAGAUCACAGCCGUGCAGGCGCGCAUGCAGGCCAGCUACCGGGAACACGUCAAGGAAGUGCAGCAGCUACAGGGCAAGAUCCGGACUCUUCAGGAGCAACUGGAGAAUGGCCCCAACACGCAGCUGGCCCGUCUGCAGCAAGAGAACUCCAUCCUGAGGGAUGCCUUGAACCAGGCCACGAGCCAGGUGGAGAGCAAGCAGAACGCGGAGCUGGCCAAGCUCCGGCAGGAGCUCAGCAAGGUCAGCAAGGAGUUGGUGGAGAAGUCAGAGGCCGCACGGCAGGAGGAACAGCAGCGGAAGGCUCUGGAGACCAAGGCGGCCGCCUUUGAGAAACAGGUCCUACAGCUGCAGGUGUCUCACAAGGAGAGUGAGGAGGCUCUGCAGAAGCGCUUGGACGAGGUCAGCCGGGAACUGUGCCGCUCACAGACCAGUCAUGCCAGCCUGCGGGCGGACGCCGAGAAGGCCCAGGAGCAGCAGCAGCAGAUGGCCGAGCUGCACAACAAACUUCAGUCCUCCGAGGCGGAGAUGAAGAGCAAGUGUGAGGAGCUGAGUGGUCUCCAUGGGCAGCUCAAGGAGGCCAGGGCUGAGAACUCACAGCUCACCGAGAGAAUCCGGUCCAUCGAGGCCCUGCUGGAGGCGGGCCAGGCCCGAGACACCCAGGACGCCCAGGCCAGCCAAGUGGAGCAACAGGCCCACCUCAAGGAGCUGGAGUCCCAGGUGCGGUAUCUGGAGAAGGAGGCCACCGAGCUCAAGGAGGCAGUUGAGCAGCAGAAAGUGAAGAACAAUGACCUCCGAGAGAAGAACUGGAAGGCCAUGGAGGCUCUGGCCUCGGCCGAGAGAGCCUGUGAGGAGAAGCUGCGCUCCCUGACCCAGGCCAAGGAGGAAUCGGAGAGGCAGCUCAGCUUGACCGAGGCACAGACCAAGGAAGCCCUGCUCACCCUGCUGCCAGCGCUCUCCAGCUCGGCACACCAGAGUUACACCGAGUGGCUGCAGGAACUCCGAGAGAAGGGCCCUGAGCUGCUGAAGCCGCCACCAGCUAGCACAGAGCCCUCCUCGGACCUGGCCUCCAAGCUGAGGGAGGCCGAGGAGACCCAGAACAGUCUGCAGGCUGAGUGUGACCAGUACCGCACCAUCCUGGCGGAGACGGAGGGCAUGCUCAAGGACCUACAGAGGAGCGUGGAGGAGGAGGAGCAGGUGUGGAAGGCCAAAGUGAGUGCCACGGAGGAGGAGCUCCAGAAGUCACGGGUCACAGUGACACAUCUCGAAGAGAUCGUAGAGAAGCUGAGAGGAGAACUUGAAAGUUCAGAUCAGGUGCGGGAACACACCUCACAUCUGGAAGCAGAGCUGGAGAAGCACAUGGCGGCCUCCAGCGCCAAGUGCCAGAGCUACGCCAAGGAGGUGGCAGGGUUGAGGCAACUUUUAUUAGAAUCUCAGUCUCAGCUGGAUGCAGCCAAGAGUGAAGCCCAGAAACAAAGCAAUGAGCUCGCCCUGGUCAGGCAGCAGCUGAGUGAGAUGCAGAGCCACGUAGAGGAUGGUGACGUAGCUGGGUCCCCGGCUGUCCCCCCUGAGGCCCCCCCAGCAGAGCAGGACCCUGUCGAGCUGAAGACGCAGCUGGAGCGGACGGAAGCCCUCCUGGAGGACGAGCAGACACAACGGCAGAAGCUCACGGCCGAGCUUGAGGAGGCUCAGAGCUCGGCGUGUCGGCUGCAGACAGAGCUGGAGAAGCUCCGCAGCAUGGGGCCCCUCGAGUCUUCAGAAGCAGAGGAGGCCACGCAGCUGAAGGAGAGACUAGAAAAAGAGAAGAAGUUAACCAGUGACCUGGGACGCGCUGCCACCAAAUUACAGGAGCUUUUAAAGACGACCCAGGAGCAGCUGGCAAAGGAGAAAGACACGGUGAAGAAAUUGCAGGAGCAGCUGGACAGAACAGAGGACAGUAGCAAUUCAAAGGAGGGCACUUCUGUCUGAGUCUCCUCUGCGGGAAGAGAAGUUACUGUUCAACUUACCAAAAUGCCUUACACAUUCCUUACAGAUAAAUAAACCAACCAACAGCGUUAUCCAGGCCCAACUUCCAGUAGCUCUGAGAGAAGCCAUUAGAGACGAGAGUCUCUUAGAAUCACAGAAAUAGAUCUUCCAGACCCCUGUUUAUAAAAGAACCUUUGUCACGUUUGAUAAACACUAUUCCCCAGGACCAGGCCUGGACCACCACCGAGCAGACGCCAAAGCCCUUAUCAGCUCCGUGACAGACCCCAGGGUGUGAGCUGGGGAGGCUGGGGCCUCUGGGGACCCGUGUGUCAAUCAGUGCAAUUGUUUUCUCUCACUGGGCUGGGGGCUGGGAGGCUGGCGGGGCCGGGUGGGGAGCCUCAAAGGCUGUGGGACAGACUGGAGGGUCACAGCCCGGCCCAGUGAGGCAGCAGCCCCUCAGCCCUGGGAGAAGUUGCCAGCAAGAACUGAUGUAUGACCUCCGGAUGUUAAUGCCAUUAAAACCAACGUUGUCGCCCGGCA